Messenger RNA from Sardina pilchardus (European sardine), 3333 nucleotides. Its product is annotated as NLR family CARD domain-containing protein 3-like. Gene Ontology annotation, biological process: intracellular signal transduction. The record is from RefSeq and is a predicted model, not a curated record. Lineage: Eukaryota; Metazoa; Chordata; Actinopteri; Clupeiformes; Clupeidae. The transcript has 12 exons. Bases 92 to 3175 code for a protein of 1027 amino acids. Gene Ontology annotation, molecular function: protein binding.
GAGAUUUGAGAAGAUUCUGAGUCCAGAUUACCAAGAACACUUUGAGGGUAAAGAGCAGAAUGAGAGUGAUGCCAGAGAAGGGGCUCUUAAGAUGGCACUGCACUUCCUGAGGAACAUGAAACAGAAUAGUAUUGCUGACAAACUGCAAGAAAUUGAACUUUGUGUAGUGUGGCAGAGAGAGCUGAAAAGAAAUCUCAAGAAAAGAUACCAGAGUGUGUUUGAAGGAAUACCCAAGCAAGGCAGCUCUGCUUUGCUAGAAAAGAUCUACACAGAGGUUUACAUCACAGAGGGAGAAAGUGGAAAAGUAAAUGAGGAGCAUGAAGUCAGGCAGAUUGAGUCCAAAUCCAAGAGACCAGCUGGACAGGAGACACCAAUCAAAUGCACAGACAUCUUUCAGCCCUUACCUGGCCAAGACAAACCAAUCAGAAGUGUCAUCACAAAGGGCGUAGCUGGCAUUGGCAAAACUGUCUCAGUUCAGAAGUAUAUCCUGGACUGGGCUGAUGGGAAAGAAAACCAGGAUAUCCACUUCAUAUUUCCACUGCCUUUUAGGGGGCUCAACAGCAUACAAAGCAAACAAUUCUCUUUGAUGAAUCUUCUUCACCACUUUUUCUCAGAAAUAAAGCAGUUGACUUUUCCCAGCCAGGGGAAAUACAAAGUGUUGUUCAUAUUUGACGGUCUGGAUGAGUGUCGACUCCAACUAGACUUUCAGAAAAAUGAAAUUUUGACUGAAGUGACAACAGCCACUUCAUUGGGUGUUCUGCUGACAAAUCUCAUCAAAGGUGAUCUGCUUCGCUCUGCUCUCGUUUGGAUCACCUCUCGACCAGCAGCAGCCAAUCAAAUCCCUCCUGAGUGUGUUGACCGUGUCACAGAAGUACAAGGGUUCAGCGAUGCUCAGAAGGAAGAGUACUUCAGGAAGAAGAUCAGUGAUGAGAAUCUUGCCAGCAAAGUUAUCACUCACAUAGAAUCAUCAAGAAGCCUCCACAUUAUGUGCCACAUACCAGUGUUUUGCUGGAUUGCUGCUACUGUUAUUGAAUUACUUCUCAAGACUAAAGGAAGUCAGCAAGUUCCAAAGACUUUGACAGAGAUGUACACGUAUUUCCUUGUUUUUCAAACCAAGCAGAGGAGUCUGAAGUUUGAAGGAGUUUAUGACACAGAUCCACAGUGGAACCAGGCUGGUCUCCUUGCUCUUGGGAAGUUGGCCUACGAGCAGCUGAACAAGGGCAACCUGAUCUUUUAUGAAGAAGACCUGAGAGAGAGUGGUAUUGAUGUCAGAGAGGCAGCAGUACACUGUGGCAUCUGCACCCAGAUCUUUCAGGAGGAGUCAGGCCUUCAUCAGGAAAAGUUGUACUGCUUUGUGCAUCUGAGCAUCCAGGAGUACCUUGCAGCUUUGUAUGUGAUCCUGAUGUUAAUAACUAAGGGGAAAGAUCUCAUAUCCCCACAACAACCCCCCAGACCAGUGUUUCAACGUCUGAAAACGAAAACGGGCAAAUCCAUGACCACCUUACAGAAGAGUGCUGUAGACAAAGCAUUGGAACAUGAAGAUGGGUGCUUUGAUCUGUUCCUCCGUUUCCUUCUUGGCCUCUCUCUGGAAUCCAACCAGAGACUCUUGAGAGGUCUGAUAAAAAAAGGACAACAUGAAAGCAAAGAGGAAAUAGCCAGUUACAUAAAGACAAAGAUCCGGGAGAUGCCAUCAUUAGAAAGAGUUAUCAACCUCUUCCACUGUCUGAAUGAAAUCAAUGAUCACUCCUUAGUGGAUGAGGUCCAGAGCUUCCUGAGUGCAGGGACACUUUCUGCAGCCAAACUCUCAUCCACCCAGUGGUCAGCUCUUGUGUUUGUGCUUCUGACAUCAGAAGAAAAGCUGGAUGUGUUUGAUUUGAAGAAGUACAGCAUGUCUGAUGAAUGUCUCCUAAGGCUCCAGCCAGUAGUGGAGGAAUCCCAAAAGGCUCUCCUGGAUAACUGCAGUAUUGGAGAGGAAGGCUUCAGAGCUCUUGCAUCAGCACUGAGAACAAACCCCUCACACAUGAGAGAGCUGCAGCUGAGUAGGAAUAAAGCAGGAGACUCAGGAGUGAAGCAUCUUUCUUCUCUUCUGGAGGAUCCCAACUGUAAACUGGAGAAACUAGUGCUCAACAGUUGUGGGCUCACUGAGAGGAGCUGUGCAGCUCUUGAAUCAGCACUGAGAUCAAACCCCUCACACAUGAGAGAGCUGCAGCUGAGUGGGAAUAAAGCAGGAGACUCAGGAGUGAAGCAUCUUUCUUCUCUUCUGGAGGAUCCCAACUGUAAACUGGAGAAACUACAGCUCUCUGACUGCAGUAUCACAGAGAAGGGUUAUGCUACUCUUGCAUCAGCACUGAGAUCAAACCCCUCACACAUGAGAGAGCUGCAGCUGAGUGGGAAUAAAGCAGGAGACUCAGGAGUGAAGCAUCUUUCUUCUCUUCUGGAGGAUCCCAACUGUAAACUGGAGAAACUACAGCUCUCUGACUGCAGUAUCACAGAGAAGGGUUAUGCUAGUCUGGCUUCAGCCCUGAGAUCAAACCCCUCACACAUGAGAGAGCUGCAGUUGAGAGAGAAUAAAGCAGGAGACUCAGGAGUGAAGCAUCUUUCUUCUCUUCUGGAGGAUCCCAACUGUAAACUGCAGAAACUUGACCUGCAUAACUGCAGUAUUGGAGAGGAAGGCUUCAGAGCUCUUGCAUCAGCACUGAGAUCAAACCCCUCACACAUGAGAGAGCUGCAGCUGGGUGGGAAUGAAGCAGGAGACUCAGGAGUGAAGCAUCUUUCUUCUCUUCUGGAGGAUCCCAACUGUAAACUGGAGAAGCUACAUCUCGAUAUCUGCAGUAUUGGAGAGGAAGGCUUCAGAGCUCUUGCAUCAGCACUGAGAUCAAACCCCUCACACAUGAGAGAGCUGCAGCUGGGUGGGAAUGAAGCUGGAGAAUCAGGAGUGAAGCAUCUUUCUUCUCUUCUGGAGAAUCCCAACUGUAAACUGGAUAAACUACACCUGGAUAACUGCAGUAUAAGAGAUGAAGGUUUCCGAGCUUUAGCAUCAGCACUGAGAUCAAACCCAUCAGCCCUCAGAGUGCUCUGGCUGAAUUGGAAUCAUCCUGGACCCUCAACACAGCAGCUGUUCUCUGAACUGAAGAAACAUCCAAACUGUAAACAUCUACAAAUAUAUGGACUCUAAUGAAUCCAUCCUGUUGUGUUCCAUCUGAAUCAUGUUUUUACACUGUGCAUAAAUAAGUGUUGCAGCACAUACUUGAAGUAACAUGUUUUAAAGUGACUUAUGUAAAUAUGGAAAUUGUAAGUAAUAUUGUAUAAAGGAUGUUUACAAUAUAAACACCU